Diprion similis is the source of this 1241-nucleotide messenger RNA. RefSeq lists its product as uncharacterized. The transcript is spliced from 6 exons. Bases 174 to 1139 code for a protein of 321 amino acids. Lineage: Eukaryota; Metazoa; Arthropoda; Insecta; Hymenoptera; Diprionidae. The record is from RefSeq and is a predicted model, not a curated record.
CGGCGCCAUUGCUUUGAGAGGAAUACCGAGCAUCACCGAAUGUCGACACCGGCUCCGAAUUACUCCGAAACGAAUCCAGUGUUAGUGUAGCGUGAACCAUCGGCGCCCUGAAGUCGGAUACGGAAACAAGGCGGUUCGGAGUCCCGUACCGAGUAUUCGAUUUUUGAAUUAGAAUGGAGCGCUUAAAGCAAAUUGGAACUGGCCUUGUACAUCUAGCUUGGCGCCAAAAAUACGUCAUUAUUGCAAUUAUUCUGUUUCUCAUCGGUCUCUGCAUCAUUGUGUCGAAGACUUCGGUCGCUGAACCGUUACCAAAUUAUGCGGAUGACUUUUUCAUCGCAACCAUUGGCCAGCAAGUCGAAAAAAGCAACUACAACAACGAGAGCACUUCCAUGUUUGACCCUGGACUUUUGGAGGAGACACGGAAAAAAUGGAUAGUAAAUCGGUACAACGCGUCGUUGCCUUACAAUCUCGAUAACCCAGAAGUGAUCGACCCAUCGAUGGGACAAGCAGCGAAAAUCAAUGAAAUUUUCAAAAACAUGACGAAUGGGUUUUUUAUAGAGUGCGGUGCUUACGACGGUGAGACCAGAAGCAACACUUUGUUCUUUGAAAAAAACUUGAACUGGACCGGUAUUCUCAUCGAGGCCGAUCCCAUGAACUACCACAAGCUGCAGCAGAAAAAUAGGAAGGCAUUUUUAUCCAAUACUUGUCUGAGUACUAAAAAAUAUCCUAUGCUGGGAUCUUUUCUGAUGGCUGAUAACAUUGGUCGGUUACAUACGGCACACGGUCCUGAAGAAGAUGGCUUGGAAAACACUGCAGAUGUGGCUCAUCACGGCACGCAUAUCAAAAUACAAUGCUUACCAUUGGCAACUUAUAUCGCAGCACUUGAUUUGAAACGAGUAGAUUACUUCAGUUUGGAUAUCGAGGGACAAGAGUUAGAAGUUCUGAAAACGAUUCCUUUUCACAAGAUGGAUAUAAAGACUCUUUCCGUCGAGUAUAUUCACGGCGAUAAUAGCCUUGAGCAUAUGUCGUCAAUGAUGGAAAAGCAAGGGUAUGAUGUUAUUGGCUUGGUAACGCACGAGAACAACCUUGCGAACGAUUUAAUAUUUGCAAAAAAGGGGUUUUUAAAGUCGUUGCCCUGAGUGUGGCCAAAGGUUGAGUUUAUUACGCUUUCGCAGACAAGUUCAUAGUUUUUAACUACUCUCGAACACGUCGAAAAUUUACUACAGCGUUAUAUCACUCAA